Molecule: messenger RNA, 4098 nt
Organism: Juglans regia (Persian walnut)
Lineage: Eukaryota; Viridiplantae; Streptophyta; Magnoliopsida; Fagales; Juglandaceae
Product: casein kinase 1-like protein HD16
Exons: 17
Coding region: 323-2398 (691 amino acids)
Biological process (GO): peptidyl-serine phosphorylation; signal transduction; endocytosis
Cellular component (GO): nucleus; cytoplasm
Molecular function (GO): ATP binding; protein serine/threonine kinase activity
Source: RefSeq, a predicted model, not a curated record
CAAGACUAUCUGAAGGUUACUCAAAUCCAAAAUGCCAAUCAUCUGAUGUCCAUAUCUCUGCACAAGAAAAUAGAAUACCAAUUGCAUUUGAUUUCCCUCCACGGAUCUCCAAAUUCCCUCCCAUCGAAUCCCAAAAGUUGCAGUGAUUUCUUUCUUUCAUUGUUUGAUGUAUUGAUAUUGUUUGUUUCUUGGGCUCACAGCCUUCUGCGAAAAUAUGUCACAUAUCCUCGAGUAACCCUCGAUAACGAUUCUAGAAGAUUUGUGAAUCUUCUACCUCCAUAUCACCAAGGCCUCGCCCUCUUCAUGGACCUUCACCCUUACGAUGCCUGAGCUGCGUAGCCGAGCACGCAGGAACCGUCCAUCCAACAACCCUGACCCGAGCCCGAUUACCCAUCAACCAGUACUCCACAACCAUAAGAAGCUUCCUCUAGCUCUACGUACUCGCCAGAGAAGGGAAACCGGACGGAACCGGAGGAAUAAUAAGAACGCGAUCGGCGUUGGUGAGACGAAUAUUGUGAAGAGCAAGGACGAAGAAAGAGGAGGAGAGGAAGAGAUUGGGGUUUCCAGAGAGGGAGCCGGGGAAAGAGCCAUGGAUGAGUACGAUAGCGGCGGCGAUAAGGGGCCCGUAGCCGAGGAUGAGGGCAGCGCUGCGCCUCUUCCUGAAAAGGUCCAAGUUGGUGGUUCCCCGAUGUACAGAGUAGACAGAAAACUGGGGAAAGGGGGCUUUGGACAAGUUUACGUUGGUCGACGCAUUGGUCCUGCUAGUACAAACGAGAGAACUGGCCCUAGAGCUGUAGAGGUAGCUUUAAAAUUUGAGCAUAGGAGUAGUAAAGGAUGCAAUUAUGGACCACCAUAUGAGUGGCAAGUUUACAAUGCACUUGGUGGCAGUCACGGUGUUCCACGAGUUCAUUAUAAGGGCCGGCAUGGUGACUACUAUAUCAUGGUCAUGGAUAUGCUUGGGCCAAGUUUGUGGGAUGUUUGGAAUAAUAAGUCACACACGAUGUCUAUUGACAUGGUUGCAUGUAUUGCCAUUGAGGCUAUAUCCAUAUUAGAGAAGAUGCACUCUAGGGGCUAUGUGCACGGGGAUGUGAAACCUGAGAAUUUCUUGCUUGGGACUCCUGGGACUCCUGAAGAAAAAAAGCUAUAUCUUGUGGACCUUGGAUUAGCCACCAGGUGGCGAGACAGUACAACUGGCUUGCAUGUUGAGUAUGAUCAACGUCCAGAUGUCUUCAGGGGAACUGUCCGGUAUGCUAGUGUGCAUGCUCAUCUCGGUAGAACCGGUAGCAGGAGAGAUGACUUGGAAUCUCUUGCCUACACUCUUGUUUUUCUUCUCCGUGGUCGCUUACCAUGGCAAGGAUAUCAGGGAGAUAAUAAAGGAUUCCUUGUAUGCAAGAAGAAAAUGGCCACUUCCCCAGAAGCUCUUUGUUGCUUUUGUCCUCAUCCUUUUCGACAGUUUGUUGAACAUGUAGUAAAUCUGAAGUUUGAUGAAGAACCUAACUAUGCAAAGUAUAUCUCCCUCUUUGAUGGGAUUGUUGGUCCAAAUCCAGAUAUCCGGCCAAUAAACACUGAUGGUGCUCAGAAGCUUAUAUGUCAGGUUGGACAUAAGAGAGGACGAUUGACCAUGGAGGAGGAGGAUGAUGAACAACCUAAAAAGAAGAUUCGAAUGGGGAUGCCUGCAACCCAAUGGAUUAGUGUUUACAAUGCUCGUCGGCCUAUGAAGCAGAGAUAUCACUAUAACGUGGCAGAUGUAAGGCUCUCCCAGCACAUUGAGAAAGGAAAUGAAGAUGGAUUAUUUAUUAGUGGCGUGGCUUCAUGUACAAACCUCUGGGCCCUUAUCAUGGAUGCUGGCACUGGCUUUACUGCACAAGUUCAUGAACUCUCACCCUACUUUCUUCACAAGGAAUGGAUUAUGGAACACUGGGAGAAGAAUUACUACAUCAGUGCAAUAGCAGGGGCAAACAAUGGGAGUUCCUUAGUUGUAAUGUCUAAGGGGACACAGUACUUACAGCAGUCUUAUAAAGUCAGCGAAUCAUUUCCAUUCAAGUGGAUCAACAAAAAAUGGAGGGAGGGGUUUUACGUUACUGCCAUGGCCACUGCUGGGAGUAGAUGGGCAAUUGUUAUGUCUCGUGGGGCAGGAUUUUCUGACCAGGUUGUGGAACUAGAUUUUCUCUAUCCUAGUGAAGGUGUCCAUCGAAGGUGGGACAGUGGUUACCGCAUUACAUCAACUGCAGCGACUUGGGACCAGGCUGCUUUAGUUCUAAGUGUUCCUAGAAGAAAACCGGCCGAUGAAACUCAAGAGACUCUCCGAACUUCUGCUUUUCCUAGUACACACGUCAAGGAGAAAUGGGCAAAGAAUCUUUAUAUUGCAUCUAUUUGCUAUGGUCGAACUGUUUCAUGAACUGCCAAAGAUCUGUUGGGGUGCCGCUUAUGUUACUUGGACCUCUCACUUCUAUGAUCAAUGAACCGGCUCAUAAUAUCUACUUCUCUCUCCUGGGAACCAAAGAUCCUGUCAAGGCAAAUUUACUGAUCAUGGCAUUUUGGAGAUGAUGUAUGCUAAACUCUUCUUUAUUGCCGCCAUCGCAUAGCAUCUGUUACAAACACCUGUGCACUGUCUUUAAAUUGAAUCAAAAUGCUUAUGAGGCUGAUUUUAAAUCAUUUAUCCACCUGCAAUGGGAGUUACUCUUACCUAUCAUUUCAAAGUUGGUAUAGUUUUGAACAAUAGUGUCACAGUUGAAGGCAUGUGAACAGGGCAUUCUAAUUGUUGAUGGUAUUUUGGGAUGUACAACUAUGAUUUUGCUGUGGGCUCUGGACAUUCUCAGUUGUUCAUCCUGUACUUAAUCCCUCUUUUUAUUUUUUAAUUUUUUUUUUUGGGUUCUCCUUUUUGGACCUGUAGAUACUUUCUGGGAUGCCAGAACUUGACCUGAAAGAAAGUGGUUGUAUACUUGGGACAUCAGUUUGUAAUGAUCUCUUUAUUGUUAUUGUUCUUCAUGCUAUAAUUUUAUUGCAUACUUUUGUACCUUGCUUUGACUAGUAUGGUGCAUGAGGUACAUGGCUUGUGUAAGUAAAUCAAGGUGCUAUUUUGUCUGACACAAUCAUUGAAGUUGGUCUUCCCCCCCCCCCCUUCUAAUGCAUAUCCAUUUUCUUCCCCGGACAAUUCUUUUCUCACAAUCUAUAGCACGACCUCAUUGGUUUUUAUCAUUUCGGUUUUGAACUGGUAACUGGGUACAUAUUGUAGGACCGAUGACCUGUUCAAAUCCAGAGAUCUUGUACUAGGUUUCUCUGUAUUUGAACAUGCGGGCAACCGCAUAUCUUAUAUUGUGUAUAUGUAUAAAUAUACAGAGACAUGAGUCAUGCAUACAUAUAUGAUCAUUGAUCAUGCACAUUCCAUUUUACUGCCUAGGAGGCAGCAACAGCUGGCUUUUUAAAUGCAUGCUAAGAGUUUAGAUCAGUUGUGGGACACUGAAUAUUUAUGCGCCUUACUGGUGUUUUAUCUUCAUUUACAUGAGACUUGGAAAUGUGAAUUUGAUAUAUUUUCAGUGUAUUUUAGCAUCAACGAUUAGCCUGUAAUGCUCGAGAUCAUGGAAGCAGAAACAUAGAAGGCAAAGCUCCUUGUAUCCAUGUAAGAAUAUCUUUAAAAAGAAAUUGUGCUACCAAGAAAAACUCCAGUAUUCCACUUGGUAAGUCCUGGGAGGAUCACUGGGAACUGUCAUGUGAAGUUCUUUAAUGUGCAGUUUGUGGAAGUAUUUUUCUGAUAGUGAUUGUUUAGAAGUUGAGUAUGGUUGCAGAAUGAUUAAUCGAUUUCAAUUUUAUAUUCAGGUUCCACAUGCGAUUCUUUUGGCCUAUGGCAAGCCUAUAUUUACCCUGUCACGCUGUAUGUACUGAAAGUGGGGAGUCAUCACCGUGAUUAAUGGUACGGAAUUCUUUCCCGUACAUGGUAUGUCCUCCUUAAACCCCCAAACAUCACAAAAGUAUCAUUUCCUAGAUGACUCCAUUUUUGUAUGUUUGAUGACCAACCGCAUCAUUAUGGUGUGCUGUAAGAAAAUUGACUUGUUUUAUAGACACAUCUAAUAUCUGAGCAUCUUGUCAAUCUUCACACAA